This is a messenger RNA of Nanorana parkeri, 663 nucleotides long. RefSeq lists its product as uncharacterized. The transcript is spliced from 6 exons. Gene Ontology annotation, biological process: cilium assembly. The record is from RefSeq and is a predicted model, not a curated record. Bases 1 to 621 code for a protein of 206 amino acids. Lineage: Eukaryota; Metazoa; Chordata; Amphibia; Anura; Dicroglossidae. Gene Ontology annotation, cellular component: ciliary transition zone.
AUGAAUCAUCUGCCAGUAUCUCGUACUGUGGCUCACAACUUGUCCACUGGUCGGAAUGAGAAAAGCCAGUCGGCCUCCAGAGCUGGUGUACUACAGCCAAGGUCCACGUCUUCUCCUAUACGGACACAGACCCGAGGAACGGCUACAUUUGUCCUUCCAAAGAGCGUGUCCGAACCCAUACUCCGACCUCGCAGUGUGCCCAGCUACGCUGCCAAUAGAAGAUAUGAUCCGACCCUACCGGGAGAUCGCAUUUCUCAGAUCACUCGCAGGGGGAUGCUGAGUAGAAGAAACAGGACUGACAUCAACAGUAAAACUACAAAACCCAUCCUUAAAACCACAACAAAGCUGCACCAAGAUCGGAGCAGUAAGGCGACAAGUCCCCAGGUGCCCGUACAGGAGGAGUAUGACCGGGAUAUUGUGAGCCCCUGGGAACUUCCCGAGGAGAUCCACAGAAUAUUAUACAGCAGCCAAAACUCCAUCAUCUCUCAGGGCUCAAUGGGUCUUCAAGACAACUCCCACAAUGCCAACCGGGACAACGCUUCUGAUAGCACUGGCAGCAUUCUCAGCAAGCUGGACUGGAAGGCAAUAGAGGAUCUAGUGGCCAGUGUGGAGAGUACAUAAGUGUCACAUGAGCUGUGCCAAUGGCACCGCCCAGAGAACUGU